Molecule: messenger RNA, 1768 nt
Organism: Frankliniella occidentalis (western flower thrips)
Lineage: Eukaryota; Metazoa; Arthropoda; Insecta; Thysanoptera; Thripidae
Product: GTP-binding protein SAR1b-like
Exons: 1
Coding region: 217-798 (193 amino acids)
Biological process (GO): membrane organization; vesicle organization; intracellular protein transport
Cellular component (GO): endoplasmic reticulum exit site; COPII vesicle coat
Molecular function (GO): GTPase activity; GTP binding
Source: RefSeq, a predicted model, not a curated record
GUGCCCCGAGGACUCCAGAUCUGACGUGGAUUUGGGCGAGUGGCAGUGGCAGAGCGAGGGCGACGCUGCGCUCAGCUGUGCUGUGCCAGCUGUCCGUGUACAUUGAAGCCAACUCAAAGUGGACGCCGAUCCCAGCCGUCGAGCUCCAAACAAAACAAACGUCUUGUCCCGUUGAUCUGUGCCACCCCCAGGCCGAGCCAACCCGGCCCCGUCACAAUGUUCCUGUGGGACUGGUUCGCCGGCGUCCUGGGCUACCUGGGCCUCUACAAGAAGUCGGGCAAGCUGCUCUUCCUGGGCCUGGACAAUGCUGGUAAGACGACGCUGCUCCACAUGCUGAAGGACGACCGGUUGGCGCAGCACGUCCCGACGCUGCACCCCACCUCGGAGGAGCUCUCCAUCGGCAACAUGCGCUUCACGACGUUCGACCUGGGCGGUCACCACCAGGCGCGCCGCGUCUGGAGAGACUACUUCCCGGCCGUGGACGCGAUCGUGUUCCUGGUGGACGCGUGCGACCGCGACAGGUUCGUCGAGAGCAAGAGGGAGAUGGACGGCCUGCUGACGGACGAGCAGCUGAGCAACUGCCCCGUCCUGAUCCUGGGCAACAAGAUCGACAGACCGAACGCUGCGUCAGAGGAUGAGCUGCGCCACUACUUCCAACUGUACGGGAAGACCACUGGCAAGGGCAAGGUGGCCAGGUCAGACCUCCAGGAGAGACCCCUGGAACUCUUCAUGUGCUCUGUGCUGAAGCGCCAGGGCUAUGGAGAGGGAUUCCGCUGGUUGGCUCAGUACAUCGACUGAAGAGGGCAGAGCGUUGACUGGAACGUGAUUGUGCGCCUACUCUGUACGAGCUACUUAAACAGAACUCAAGACUAUGGUUAUAAUCAGCUUCCUGCUUUGAGCAGCAAUAUUUGAUAAUGUUCUUCUUUGGAUCAUGCUGUAAUUGUGUCUUGUGCGGCGGAUCUAAGAAAAUAUUGUUUCAAUACGGACAGGUCCAGCCCUUUCUUCUGCUCAAAGUACUGUCAAAAUGUAAAUUUUAUACCUGCACUCAUCCUGUUAUGCCUACUUGAUUAAUUUUGUAAUUCCAUAUUGAUUUGUUAUGUUUGAAGCUACUACAAUUUUUUUUCAAGAAGUAUUUUUUAGAGAGCCACAUUCCUCACAGUUGCCCCUGAAGACAGACUGAACUAUUUAUUUCUGUGAUUUCAGUGUAUGUGGCCAAUAUUUAGAAACCCUGAAUUUUUCAGAAGUGGGUGCAUGUCUUGUCAACAAUUAUGUAUAUUAAGCAGAGCGAAGGAGGAUGCUUGAGGGUACCUAUCAAAAUUUUGUAAUUUUAUAUUGGAACUAGAAAUCUAUCCAACACCUGACUCAUAUCAUACAGGCUAUUAUAAACAACAAGCAAAUUUUUUGUGUUGAAUUGAUAGCCUAGACUUGUUGAAAAUUAGUGUAUGAACGGGUCUAAUUUUUCUUUUGUGCUAUAUGAUACACAUUUUUAAUUGUUAUCUAAGCUGUUAAAAUGGUAGCUUUAUUUGUAAAUCUACCAAUUAUUUUAUCUAACCUGAAUGUGGGCGAGGAAGCAUUCCUUUAAGUUGCUGAAAGAUGGAAAUUUGUACUUGGUGCCUGAUGCUUUGAUGGAUUCCUGUCAAAUUUCCUCACUUCCAGUCAAUAAGAUAUUUUCUGUGAUUCAAUGAUUUCAGGUAUCAUUCAAAUCUAAAAUAACACUGUUCUUAGAGAUAUUUAUGAACAUUUUAAAUUAAAUUAUACCUUGUACAAA